CUUUUGUAUCGCCUCGCAGUGUUUGCCAGAUCAUGAAGUUAAAACUCCCCAAUCCUGGCCUGGAGGACAGGAUAUUGUCCCAUGAGCAGCUGGACGAACUGGAGGAGAAAGAGGCUGGGGACAGACCCAAAUGGGACAACAAGACUCAAUACAUGUUAACCUGUGUCGGCUUCUGUGUGGGACUCGGAAAUGUCUGGCGCUUCCCCUACCUGUGUCAGAGUCAUGGAGGAGGUGCAUUUAUGAUACCAUUUCUGAUCCUGCUGGUUCUUGAAGGAAUACCUCUCCUGCACCUUGAGUUUGCCAUAGGACAACGUUUAAGAAGAGGCGGUUUGGGAGCAUGGGCUACAAUUCAUCCCUAUUUGACUGGCAUCGGUAUUGCAUCCAUGUGUGUAUCUCUGACGAUCAGUCUCUACUACAACACCAUCAUUGCUUGGAUCCUGUGGUAUUUCUUCAACUCAUUUCAAGAGCCUCUGCCUUGGAGUCAAUGUCCCAUGAAUGCAAAUUUAACAGGGAUUGUCUCAGAGUGUGCGAGGAGCUCCCCUGUGGAUUAUUUCUGGUACAGGGAGACCCUGAACACAUCCCCAAAGAUUGAAGACGAUGGUGGUCUGCAGUGGUGGAUACUGCUAUGUCACAUUUGUGCAUGGUCUGUGCUCUAUAUCUGCAUCAUUCGUGGAAUCGAGACCACUGGGAAGGCUGUGUAUGUGACUUCCACCCUUCCCUAUGUGGUGCUGACAAUAUUCCUGAUCAGAGGGUUGACCCUGAAGGGCUCUUUGAAUGGAAUUAAGUUUCUCUUCACGCCAGAUUUAGCAGAGCUGGCAAAGCCAUCAACAUGGCUCGAUGCGGGGGCUCAAGUUUUCUAUUCCUUCUCUCUGGCUUUUGGUGGUCUUAUUUCCUUCUCAAGCUACAACUCAGUGCAUAACAACUGUGAACAGGAUGCCGUGAUCAUCUCUAUAAUAAAUGGUGUCACCUCCGUCUAUGCUGCAACUGUCAUCUACACCAUUAUCGGCUUCAGAGCGACAGAGAGAUUUGAUAAUUGUCUUUCGGGAAACAUCCUAGCAUUACUAAAUGUGUUUGAGCUUCCUGACGGCUACAUCACUGACAGCAACUACGAUCAGAUAUUUCAGCGCUUUAAUGAAACAAACCCUGAGAUUAUUCAACAGCUACACCUUCAAACCUGCAACUUGAGAACUUUUCUCAGUGAGGGAGUUGAAGGAACUGGUUUAGCCUUCAUUGUGUUCACUGAGGCUAUCACCAAGAUGCCCCUUUCCCCGCUGUGGGCCGUCCUUUUCUUCAUCAUGCUCUUCUGUCUCGGCCUGUCUUCUAUGUUUGGUAACAUUGAGGGAGUUGUGGUGCCACUGCAAGACCUCAAGGUUUUCCCUAAGUCAUGGCCAAAAGAGGCUAUCACCGGUGUCACCUGCAUGUUCUGUUGUCUGGUGGGUCUGAUAUUUCUCCAAGGCUCAGGGAACUAUUGGCUUUCACUAUUUGACACCUAUGGAGGAUCCAUCCCUCUGCUGGUUGUUGCUUUCUGCGAGAUGUUCUCAGUGGUGUACAUAUAUGGAAUAGACAGGUUCAAUGAUGAUAUUGAGUUCAUGAUUGGUCACAAACCCAACUUCUUCUGGCAGGCAUCAUGGAGAGUCAUCAGCCCGUUAAUUAUGCUCUUCAUCUUGGUCUUCUACUUCAUCACUAAAGUUUCAGAGAAGAUCCUUUACAAGGCUUGGGAUCCAGAAUCGGAUAAUUUCCCUACACUGGAGAAAAUCUAUCCAUCCUGGAUCUACGUGAUCAUCUUUAUAUUGGCAGGGAUACCUACUAUUGCUGUGCCUUUAGUUGGUGUCUGGAAAUGUAUAAUGACAAAGAAGCGCGAUAAGUUACGUCUUGAUAAUAUCACUGAACAAAUUCAAAUAAACGAUGAGAUGAAAAAAAAUCCAGCUUAACAUUCUAGUAAAAAUCUACAAUUGUCUCUUUCUCAAGAACAAAUAAUCGACUGUGGUCAUGGUUAUCGAUGCAAUUUUUAAAAAAAUGCAAAAGCUUUUCGGUACAGAACUCCCUGUUUCUUCAGCUACCUGUGACAUCAAGUAAAGCUCUAAUUUCUUAGCUGUGAAUCAGGUAACUAAAGGACUCAAAUAAACACUUACAUAACACUUUGUCACCACAGAAGCUUAUUGGCUUAUAGAGUUUAUUUGUCAAAUAUUGAUCUGACUUUCGGCAUGGGCUUACUUUCAGAACACCUUUUACAUGAAGAGAUUGUCAUUCUAAAGCCACCGUAAACUUUGGUCGCAAACAUUAUCAUUGAGCGGUGUUAAACCAAACCUGAAUACUACCAUCUUCAUAAAAGCAAAGUUUUUCAUGGCUUUUAUAAUGGGGAGCAUCAUAUCGCACAGUCCAUUUGUUUGUGAUAUUGUGGCUAUUAUCAUGUUUGCUUUUAGAAAGAUGGAAUGCACCUUUAGGGAGAAUAUGUGAGGUAAAAUGAUGGGACCCUCGCAUCAUUAACUUUGCCUGAAGCUCUAUUUCAUAGAGAAACUGUAUUUCUGGUAUUCAAUAGGACCAGGUGGGCCCUGCUUCCUAUAACUUUGUGAGAGGCUCUAAAAUUAAUUGCUUAACGCAUUUAUAUUUUGUAAGAAAUUGACCAAGGGAAAAUCUAAUGAAGUAAGUUCUUCGUUUAAGCCCUUAAAAGACUUCCAACCCAGGUCCCCGACGUGAGUUCUGACUUUGGUGGGGUUAACUUUGAUUAAAAACAGCUACCGUCUAUGAUGUGAUUAACUAUUUGAUUAAGAAUGGGAGGAGGUAUUAUCCCAAAAGGAAUCUUUGAGCCAUGCAAUGAAAUCUGUCCAGCUGGGGUCACCAUUGUGUUGUGUUUGAGAUGUGAAGUAAAUAAUAAUUAAAUCAGCUGCUUCUUGUUAUUUAAAUGCUUUGUCAUGUGUUAAAUACAUGCUUUGAGUUUACUUUCACAUUACAUUUGAUUAUAAUGGAUGUGACUGAUUGUAGUCUGUAUGAAUAUGAAAUACAACAUCAUUCAGUACAAGACAUUUGAAUACUGCUUUUGGUGAUUACCAUUUGAUAAGAAACUGCAUCCACACUACAUACUUUUUAACUUGUGUCAGUGAUAAUGUGGUAAUAACCAUUGACUGAAGCAAUGGAACAUUUGUAAAACUGUAAAAUAAUAAAUGUAAUGUAAAAUGUAGCAUGUUAUGAAUUAAAAGGAAUAUUCACUU
Eleginops maclovinus (Patagonian blennie) is the source of this 3209-nucleotide messenger RNA. RefSeq names its product solute carrier family 6 member 19b (gene slc6a19b). Gene Ontology annotation, cellular component: plasma membrane. Gene Ontology annotation, biological process: sodium ion transmembrane transport. The record is from RefSeq and is a predicted model, not a curated record. Lineage: Eukaryota; Metazoa; Chordata; Actinopteri; Perciformes; Eleginopidae.